Molecule: messenger RNA, 809 nt
Organism: Fukomys damarensis (Damara mole-rat)
Lineage: Eukaryota; Metazoa; Chordata; Mammalia; Rodentia; Bathyergidae
Product: rhox homeobox family member 1-like
Exons: 3
Coding region: 1-654 (217 amino acids)
Biological process (GO): regulation of transcription by RNA polymerase II
Molecular function (GO): RNA polymerase II transcription regulatory region sequence-specific DNA binding; DNA-binding transcription factor activity, RNA polymerase II-specific
Source: RefSeq, a predicted model, not a curated record
AUGGGGUGUGGGGUCUCAGUAACCAAUUGCAACCUCAGGCCCGCCAUUUUGACGCCUCACUGCUUUCCAGAGACGCGGCUUUUGCCCUCGGUUGUGUGGUGGAGGCUUAGCGGCUCUUGGUACAUUGAGGCCAAAGAGACACAGUGCUACUAUUAUUAUUCCCGCUACUUCGGCCUGGAGUUCUCUGCAAUGGAAGCCAGAGCCCGGCCUGCACUAGGUGUUCCCGAAGCAGCCCAGUGCGUCUACUUCGGUGAAGGAGUUCUCGGCCUCCUGGAGCUGGACGAGGGCCACGAGGGCCAUCCUGGCCAAGCUGCCAACUACUGCCCUCUUCAAGUGGUGAAUGUGAGUCAGAGAGGUGACGCUGACCGCCCUGUGAAUCAAGGUCAGCACCUGCAGCCCGUCCACCAGCUGCCACUUGCCCAGCAGGAUCCUUUUGUUGCCAUGAAUCAGAGCGGGUAUCAGUGGCAGCCACGAUUUCGCUUCACUGAAUGGCAGGUGCAGGAACUGGAAAGGGUUUUCCAAGAAACUCAGUACCCAAGUGUGAUCACAAGAAUGGUGCUUGCAAGAGACCUGAAUGUGCCUGAAUCCAAAGUGCAGAAUUGGUUCAACUAUCGAAGAGCCAAAUAUAGGAAAAUGCUGAGGAAUCAGUGCUGAAAUAUGUACCACCGGAAUCCAAGGACCAGUGCCGUGUCUAGACCCUGGAGCAGCAGGGGCAGGUUACCCUUCUCCUGAGACCACGUGGGAGAUGGGCUUUUGUUUUGCCACUAUGCCUGGGCCACGUGUAAGUGCCGCUGCCACGUUUAUCUUCA